Messenger RNA from Micropterus dolomieu (smallmouth bass), 3224 nucleotides. RefSeq names its product GATA binding protein 4 (gene gata4). The record is from RefSeq and is a predicted model, not a curated record. Lineage: Eukaryota; Metazoa; Chordata; Actinopteri; Centrarchiformes; Centrarchidae. Gene Ontology annotation, molecular function: zinc ion binding; DNA-binding transcription factor activity, RNA polymerase II-specific; RNA polymerase II cis-regulatory region sequence-specific DNA binding. Gene Ontology annotation, biological process: cell fate commitment; positive regulation of transcription by RNA polymerase II; negative regulation of transcription by RNA polymerase II. The coding region runs from base 230 to 1390 and encodes 386 amino acids. Gene Ontology annotation, cellular component: nucleus. The transcript is spliced from 6 exons.
ACUCCUCCUCUCUCGCGUGUCUCCUCUCCCAGUUUAUUCGUACUUUCCUGAAUGUUGCGGUUUACUUGAAAUCUUACCAGCAGACCUGAUUUUUUAAGGAAGAAAGAGCUCUGCGGAUUGCAUCAAACCAUAUAUUUUUGCGUUCAUACGCAGCAAUCCUGUGAGUAACUACAUCCACGCUGUCACUAUCCCUUCUAUCAACACGGAUGUCCAACUUCAAGGAGAGGAUAUGUAUCAGGGCAUAAUGACAACCAACCACGGACCCCCUUCCUAUGAGGCCGGAUUUCUCCACAACGCCUCGGCGGGCACCUCUCCGGUUUAUGUGCCCACCACCCGGGUCGUCACCCCCAUGAUCCCGGCUCUGCCUUACCUCCAGACGCCCGGCGCGUCGCAGCAGGGCAGCCCCGUAUCUAGCCACUCUGCCUGGGCGCAGACGGGCGCCGACUCAGUGCCCUCGUACAACCACUCCCCGGUGUCCCCGCGCUUCGCCUUCUCCACCAGCCCGCCUCUGUCCUCCGGGGUGGCCACGGCCCGGGAGACUGCAGCUUCUUACAGCAGCCCGCUAAACAUCUCUGCCAACGGGAGGGAGCACUACGGCGCCCGGAGCCUCAGCGGGUCGUAUCACAGCCACUACCCGGCCUACAUGAGCCCGAACGUGAGUGGAACGUGGCCGUCGUCUCCCUUUGAUAGCCCGGUCCUCCACGGUCUCCAAACCGGCGCUACUCCUUGCACAACACGGCACCCAAACAUAGACCUGUUCGAUGACUUUGCUGAGGGGCGAGAAUGUGUGAACUGUGGGGCGAUGUCAACCCCCCUCUGGAGGCGGGAUGGCACGGGCCACUACCUGUGUAACGCCUGCGGACUGUACCACAAGAUGAACGGCAUCAACAGACCUCUUAUCAAACCUCAAAGGCGGCUGUCUGCCUCGAGGAGGGUGGGCCUGUCCUGCACUAACUGUCACACCACCACCACCACCCUGUGGCGACGAAACGCAGAGGGAGAGCCGGUCUGCAACGCCUGUGGCCUCUACAUGAAACUCCAUGGGGUACCACGACCCCUGGCUAUGAAGAAGGAGGGGAUCCAGACCCGCAAACGCAAACCCAAGAACCUCAACAAGCCCCAAACUGGGAGCCCAGGUGGUGAGGGGACUCCAGUCACGCCAAGCAGCACUCCCCGUGCCUCCGCCGCCACAGAGGAGCCUCGCCAGAUAAAGACAGAGCCGGACACUCACAGCUUGUACUCUCAUCAUAGCGUACACACACAGAUUUCAGCCCUGCCAGCUUACAUGGCAGCUCAAGGUGGAGCCAUUCCUCUCAAGAUGUCCCCUGGGGGCCAUAGCGGGUCUUCUGGCUCAAAAGCUGAGCCCUGGAACAACCUUAUCCUGACCUAGAACCCCAUGACCCACCAUCUCAAACCAACUUAUCUACACCGGUUAUACUGUCCUGAGAGACAAGCGUCUCCGGAUAGCAGACUGCCGCUCUGGAUGCAGAUGUUCCCACAGCCUACACACCGCACAGUGUCUUCAGUACGACGCUCUGGGACCAAUAUGUGGGCACCACGAAGGAAAUGGAGAUCUUAGACAGAUACUGUGUGUUCAAUCACAGCAACCGAGGAGUGAACGGAUUUUGACAAUCAUUAAAGAGCAGCACUGUGAUUAAAUACAACAACUCUUGAUGUGAAACAAUUGAAAAAAGAGAACUUUUUUGUGUCACCGUUUCUACCACGCCAGUACGCAUGUGUAAAAAUGUAACAUAAACCAGUAACAAAUAACAAUUAAGGCCAGACUUUUUCUCCUUGAAUUGUUUUAAUUUUAAUAUAUUUCAUUUUCACAUUAUUAUGGAAGUUUUGGCAUUCAAUGGACUCACAAAACACAUAAAAAGUCACAACAGCACAACUUAAUGCCAAAAGUAGCGCCAUACAGGAGCUACAGCAAGUGUACUUAAAAUAUCAGUUCACAUUAACCACAAUAUGAAACCACAAUAUAUAUUUAGGUAUUUUUAUCUCUCACAAGUGGUUUUAACUUUAUACCACAUUGGAAUGGAGGUGAAUGAGAUGUUUGUUUGUGGUGCUAAAAGCAUUGAAAAUUAUAUUUAAAAAACACAGAACAAACAAUGUGCUGGCUACUACAUAUUCCGCAGACCUUCAAAGGUGGUGAGGUCUGUGUAGAGAAUCUGGUCAAGCACUUUGCUAUUGAGUUUUUCAAAGGAUGUCCAUUAGUAGAGCACCACUCACUAGCAUGUAGUCAUCUUAGUUGUAGGGCGGCUCAGUUUGAAAAUAAAACUCUUUGUACAUCAAAAUACCAGCAAAGGUGAAUGGAAAAACACGUGUGUGAUUUGUCAUCUGUGUGGACUGACCCUUUAAACAUUUCCCAAAAUUAGCAGUGACAGAUUACAGUCAAGUAUUAUUUGUGAUAUACUCAUGAGUGUUAUGUACAUGUGUGUGCAUCUAAUUCUGCAAGCUAAACCAGGAGCAUUUCUUACUGCAGCUAAAAGAGAACUGCUCAAGACAUUCAUCACUCCUCAACACCAGUGAUAUGAACUUCAGUAAACACAGUCUCCUACUCAGUGCAAUAGGAACAGCUCCCUGUUGUUUCUGGAUCAGUUGCCUGAACCGUGUGUUUGAUUUAAACUAUGACCAAUACUUGUCAGUAUUGACACCUCUAUCAACAAAUACAUGAUAAACUACCUAUGUGGCAAGUAAGUUGCACUUGAUGAAUGUGGGGUGGAAGUGAUGGCCCACAGCUCCCUCUGCUGACACAAGUGCAGAUGUGCCUCCACAAGAAAACUUGCACAUUCUUUAAUGCUUUCCAAAAUCCUGCCAGUAUUUAUUGUUUUAGGCUCAACCCCAAGCCACACAAUUAUCAUUCAUUAGCUGAAGGUUUGAUAAACCUUAUGAAGAUGUAUUGUAUCAAGAUUGUACAGUUUGUUUAUUUGAUUGUGGCAAGCAUGGAGGCAACAUGUGUAAAUGUGGUUUAUUGCUACAUUGAAUUUUCCAGAAUAACAAAUAUAUGACCAUAUAUGCAAAACAAAAAACAAAUCCACUCCAGUAUAAUUGUAAUACACUAUUUGUGAUAUAUUGUAAGUAAAGACACAGUGGGAGAUGGACAUGUAUGUGGACUUUCUCGGUGUGUACUAACACUACCUGAUGUCCUCCCUCAGUAUGCAACUGUAGCCUUACUGAGGAAACUAAUAAAGACAAAGCAUUCUGACAUAAUGCAGUUGGUA